AUGACCCUGUUGCAACAAGAGGGUGUCGAUCUGGUCUUUUUUCCGUCAGCUGAGGAAAUAUACUCACCGUACCAUUGCUGCUAUGUGGACCCCGAAGGAUUCGAUGACUUGGUAGAGGGCCAAUGCCGUAAAGGUCACUUCCGUGGCGUUGCAACUGUGGUUACCAAGCUGUUCAAUAUUGUGCAGCCCACGCACGCGUUUUUUGGGCAAAAGGAUGCCGCUCAGGUUGUGCUUAUCAAACGAAUGGUCUUGGACUUGAACAUACCAGUGGAGAUUGAAGUUGUGCCGAUUGUACGUGAAGCGGAUGGGCUUGCACUCUCGACUCGUAAUCAAUACUUGAACCCUAUGGAACGCAAGGCGGCAUGUGUGCUGCAUCAUGGUCUUGUACUUGCGCAGGAAUUGUUCCAGAAAGCAAAGAAUGACGGCAAAACGGCGAUUGAUGCAAAGAUGCUGCGUCGUACUGUUUGUAAUGAGUACAAACGUGAACCACUUGUGACAGCCAUCGACUAUGUGUCAGUGGGAUCGAAGAAGACGAUGCAGGAGGUAGCCGAGGUUGACACACUCGAAGGAGCCAUUAUUUCCGUCGCUGUCAAACUCGGCAAAUGCCGCCUGAUUGAUAACAUCGUUCUGUAG
Molecule: messenger RNA, 633 nt
Organism: Peronospora belbahrii
Lineage: Eukaryota; Oomycota; Peronosporomycetes; Peronosporales; Peronosporaceae
Source: the annotation of a GenBank genome assembly